Molecule: messenger RNA, 3096 nt
Organism: Scomber japonicus (chub mackerel)
Lineage: Eukaryota; Metazoa; Chordata; Actinopteri; Scombriformes; Scombridae
Product: contactin-4
Exons: 21
Coding region: 1-3096 (1031 amino acids)
Biological process (GO): cell-cell adhesion
Molecular function (GO): protein binding
Source: RefSeq, a predicted model, not a curated record
AUGUUGUUGCCAUGGGAACUGUUAAUCCUUCUGUCACUCAAAGAGUGCCUGGCUGGUGAGAUGCCAAAAAAUGCUCGACAUGGUCCUGUCUUCACACAGGAGCCUAGUGACAGUAUUUUCCCACUGAGCACUGAUGAUAAGCUGGUGUUUAUUAAUUGCAAAGCAAAGGGAAAUCCACCUCCACGUUAUAGGUGGAAAGUGGAUGGGAGAGAAAUAAACACAGAGUCAGAUCAGAACUACAGCCUUGUAGAGGGGAACCUGCUGAUCAAUAACCCUCAUGUCAUCAAUCAUGGAGGAGUGUAUCAGUGCAUCGCAACUAACUCAUUUGGGACCAUUCUAAGCAGGGAAGCAAAGGUCCAGUUUGCAUUUCUGCAGAACUUCAGCAGGAAGUCAAGGAACACGGUAUCGGUGAGAGAGGGUCAAGCUGUGGUUCUGCUCUGUGGCCCUCCACCCCAUUAUGGAGAGAUAAAAUAUUCAUGGGUAUUCAAUGGACAGCGCAGUUUCCUGCAACAGGACGUCCGUCGUUUUAUCUCUCAGUGGACUGGAAACUUGUACAUAGCCAAAGUUGAAGCCUCAGACGCAGGGAACUACACAUGCGUGGUGAGAAACAUGAUGACCAAUGCGACAGUGUUCAGCUCUCCAACCCCUGUGGUGGUGCGGAGGGACGUAGUGAUGGGUGAAUAUGAGCCAAAGAUUGAGGUUCAGUUUCCUGACACCCUUCAUGUUUCUAAAGGAUCAUCAGUGAGGCUGGAAUGCUUUGCCUUAGGAAACCCUGUGCCUUCAAUCACUUGGAGAAGAGCUGAUGGAAACCCACUCCCUGGCAAGAUUAAAAUCAACCACUCCAGUGGGGUUCUGGAAAUUCCAUAUUUUCGCCCGGAGGAUGCCGGUGUGUACGAGUGUGUAGCCGAAAACAGCAGAGGACGAAAUGUUGCCAGAGGGCAACUUUUAUUCCACAAUGUUGAACAUCUGCACUGGCUCCAGACACUGAAAGAUGCUCAUAUGGCAAUUGGAGCUAAUCUGCAGUGGGAAUGUAAAGCCAUUGGCAAACCUAGGCCUACAUACAAAUGGUUGAAGAAUGGUCAGCUACUACUGGCAGAGGGGAGGAUCCAUGUGGACACUGGUAAACUGACAAUAUCCCGGAUUAGUCUGUCGGACUCUGGGAUGUAUCAGUGUGUGGCAGAGAAUGAACAUGGAGCCGUCUAUGCCAGUGCUGAGCUCAAGGUUGUAGCCUCUCCACCUGACUUCACCUGGCGCCCCGUGAAGAAGUCCACAGUCAUCCAGAGGGGGGGUGAGGUGGUCUUAGAGUGUCGCCCCCACGCUUCCCCGAAGGCCACAACCUCCUGGUGGAGAGGGGGUGAACUCCUGAAGGACAGCAAGAGACAGACUAUCAUGGAGGAUGGAACUCUGAGGAUCACCAACAUCAGCAAAUCGGACGGAGGCAGGUACACAUGUGUGGCCAGGAACCAUUUUGGAACAUCUAGCAGCACAGGAACCAUAAUGGUGAAAGAGCCCACAAAGAUCAUUGUUCCACCCUUGAGUUUGGACGCCACUGUGGGUCAGAGCCUUGUGUUGCCAUGCGAGGUGUCCAGCGAUUCCUCUCUAAGCCCCGUCUUCAAAUGGUUUUUCAACGGCAAACCAAUUGAUUUCAACAGGCAGGAGCACUUUGCCAUGAUUGGAGGGGGAUUUGCUGGUGACCUGAUGGUGAGGAACAUCCAGCUGAAGCAUUCUGGGAAGUACGUGUGCAUGGUACACACUGAAGUCGACACCGUCUCAGCAGCGGCAGACCUAAUUGUCAGAGGACCUCCCGGUGCCCCGGAGGGCCUGGUAGUGACUGACAUUACUGACGCCACUGUGCAACUGUCCUGGGGCUCUGGAUCCGACAACCACAGUCCUGUUACCAUGUACAUGGUGCAGGCUAGGACCCCCUUCUCUAUAGGCUGGCAGACUGUGAGGACAGUUCCUGAUUCUGUGCCUGGACAGAUGAUGCAUGCAACAGUGAAAGAUUUGAACCCCUGGGUGGAUUAUGAAUUCAGGGUGGUGGCAAUCAACAGUGUUGGUGUUGGAGAACCCAGCACGCCAUCAAAACAGAUUCGAACCAAAGCAGCAGUUCCCAAGGUUGCACCAGUUAAUGUGAGUGGUGGUGGAGGGGCUCGAGGAGAACUUGUCAUCAUGUGGGAGCCUGUUCCAGAGGAACAGCAGAGCGGAGAGGACUUUGGCUAUGUCGUGGCUUUCCGCCCACUUGGCAGCAACACCUGGAUUCAGACAGUGCUGGCAUCACCUGAUGCAUCAAGAUAUAUUUACAGAAACGACAGCAUCGCACCUCUGUCCCAGUUUGAAGCGAAAGUGGGAGUCUACAACAGCAUUGGAGAGGGGCCGUUCAGCCGUGUCGUUAAAGUGUUUUCAGCAGAGGAAGAGCCCACCGAUGCUCCGUCAAGAGUGUGGGCUCGAACAGUGUCAGCCUCUGAGAUCGAGGUGUACUGGGAACCAAUUCCCCCUGGGUCCAGCAGUGAGAAGAUCCUUGCAUAUGAGGUUCUCUUCUGGGAGAAAGGAUUUCAGCAGAGUGAAGCAGAGAGAGUGAGGGUUAUCGACACCACAGCUCUACUCUCUGGCUUGAAGGGCAGCACGGUAUAUCUGAUCUCAGUCAGAGCCCAAAACAGCGCUGGACUUGGACCCUGCAGCCCUGCUUUUAACAUCACCACCAAGAAACCUCCACCAAGUCAGCCCCCAGGGAAUAUUGAGUGGAACUUGACCAACUCGAAGAUCUCUCUAAAUUGGGAACACGUCAAGGCGAUGGAAAAUGAGUCUGAGGUGACAGGAUACAAGGUUGUGUAUCGUCAGAACUGGCAUGGUAGGACUACUGUACUGGAAACCAAUAAGACCAGCGUAGAGCUUCAAAUCCCCUCCGGAGAGGACUACCUCAUUGAGAUCAAAGCUCUGACCAAGGGGGGCGAUGGCACCAGCAGUGGCCCCAUCCGCAUACCAAAGAUGUCCAGUAAGUUUCAAAUAGUCUGCAGCAUGCAAAUGAAUAGAGUUGGAAUUAAGCAGAGGAGCACUGGGAUGGGAGCGCCGUGUGUAACUAAUCCCUCGUGUGACUGA